GCUGAAAAUACAGAGGAAACUGGCUGACCAUGAACUUGCCUAUCAGCCUGUGUGCAACUUCCCGUUUUAACGAAUGUGUGUCUAUAAGUGUCAUCAGAGACGCAGAAUCUGCUGAAGACUUCGAGUCCUGCAGGCUGUUUUAAACACGCUUCAACAGUGUAUAGACAUGGAGCCAACAACUAUCAGAGAAGGAUACUUAGUCAAAAAGGGCACUGUGCUGAACUCAUGGAAAGCGGUGUGGGUUGUGUUAGCAGACGAUGCUAUUGAGUUCUACAAGAAGAAGACGGACAGAAACUCGAAGGGGAUGAUCCCUCUGAAGGGGGCAACACUCACUAGCCCCUGCCAGGAUUUCACUAAGAGAGCGCUGGUGUUCAAGGUGUCCACAGCUAAGAACCAGGAUCAUUUCUUCCAAGCGUCACACCUGGAGGAGCGCGAGCACUGGGUUAAAGACGUCCGCAGGGCCAUCACCUGCUUACAGGGAGGAAAAAAGUUUGCCAGAAAGUCGACACGCCGAUCCAUUCGGCUACCGGAGAGUGUCAACCUGAGUGAACUGUACGUGUUCAUGAAGGAUCCAGACAGUGGAGUUAAAGAGCUGAAGCUGGAGAAGGACAAAAGACUCUUCAACCACUGUUUCACAGGAAACACAGUGAUCGACUGGCUGAUCUCUGAAGACAAGGCCAGAAACCGAACCGAAGCCAUGAUGUUAGCCAGCGGACUCCUGAAUGAGGGGUUCCUGCAGCCGGCAGGAGACACAUCUAAAGACGGCGCAGAAAAAGGAGCCGAGAGCGUUUUCUUGGACCAGACUGAGGCCUUUUAUUAUUUUGCGGACAGUGGUUUCUUCUGUGAGGGUUAUUCCAGUGACGAAGACGUGAUCAUGAAGGAGGAGUUCAGAGGUGCGAUAGUCAAACAGGGCUGUUUGCUGAAACAGGGUCAUCGGAGAAAGAACUGGAAAGUCAGAAAGUUUAUCCUGAGAGAUGAUCCUGCUUACAUCCACUACUAUGACCCCAGCAAGGGUGAAGAUGAUCCUCUGGGUUCCAUUCAUCUGCGUGGAUCAGUUGUGACUGCGGUGGAGUUUGUGCCUGAUGCCAAGAAACACGAGGUUGAUGGGAAUCUCUUCGAGAUCAUCACUUCAGACGAGAUACACUACUAUCUGCAGGCGGCCACAGCUGACGAGCGCAAGGACUGGAUCAGAGCCGUCCAAAGUGUGGCCAAAUCUGGGAAAUAAACAAGAUAUUACCAUUACAGAAAUGCUUUAGAUUGUCCAAAUAUAUGUUUAUUUUCAACUGAAAUAACAAAAAAGCUUUUCGUACUAGAGUUUUUGUCUUGUUUCUAGUCCAAAUAUCUAAAAAUUCUGAUCAAGAAACAUUUUCUAGACAAGCACAACAUGUAGUCUUGUUUUAUGAAAUAAUUAGUCAAAAGUUUUUCAUUAAAACAAGCCAAAUAAUCUGACAAUGGGGAAAUAAUCUUAUGUCAAAAAGAAAAACAAUAUUAUUCUGCUUCCCCCCACUGUCAGAUAAUUUAGCUUGUUUUAAUAAAAAAAUAAUAAAAAUCACUCAAUUUUGACUCAUUAUUACAGUAAACAAGACAAUAUUUUUGCUCAUCUAGAAAAUGCUUCUUGAUUUAAGAUUUUUAGAUGUUUUUCAAUGUCAUUUUAUUUUUAUAGCACUAUUAAACACAACCAAUGUGCUGCACAAUACAAAUCACAAAGAGAAAGAUAUAAAAUUAUAGCUAAAAUAAACGAUUCUCUCUGAUAAAAAGUAUUUAACCUAUAUUUAAAAACAGACAGAGAUGAUAUAGAUCUAAUACAGAGUCGCAGAGCAUUCCACAAUGUAGCACCAGCUACUGCGAAAGCACUGUUACCUCUGCAUUUCAGCCUCCACUUGGGGAUGCAUAAUAAUGGUUUGAUGACUGAAGAGGCUGAUGUUCAGUCAGCAGGUCUGACGCAUAAGGAGCCAAGCCAUUUAGUGAUUUAAAAACCAAGCGAAGAAUUUAGUGACACAACAGUGCACAGGCAACCAGUGCAAAGAGCGCAAGACUGAUGUGAUGUGCUCAUGUUUUUUGGUACCGGUUGAAAGCUUGGACUAGAAACGAACAAAACACUAUGUAUGAAAAGCAGUUUAGCAACCACAUGACAUGUUUCAUCACCAAAAAACGAAAACGCAGAGAGCGGAUGUGAGCAAAUGUGCUGUUUCACAGAGACUGAUAGCGGACAGCAUCUGUCAGAACUGUCAGCGCACUGGAAACUGCAAAGAGAAUCUUCAAUGUCCAGCAUUUUCCUGUUUUUUUACUUUAUUUUUAUUUAUAGCAGUAGCACUUCCUGUUUUUAUUAUUUAGUUUUGGAGUUGGUCAACAUAUAAUUGUUGUAAUAGUAUG
Molecule: messenger RNA, 2373 nt
Organism: Danio aesculapii
Lineage: Eukaryota; Metazoa; Chordata; Actinopteri; Cypriniformes; Danionidae
Gene: plek
Product: pleckstrin
Exons: 9
Coding region: 167-1225 (352 amino acids)
Biological process (GO): intracellular signal transduction; actin cytoskeleton organization
Cellular component (GO): plasma membrane
Source: RefSeq, a predicted model, not a curated record